AUGGCCGACGUAGAAAAGAAAGUCAGAGUCUCCGGCGAGCAGCAACGGCCAUCUGAGCCCGUCUUGCCAACCGUCAAUCCCUCUGCAGAGAAGUCGGAGCCUCCGAAAGCUGCUCUCCAUCCCGCAGUCUACGUUGUAACAUGGAUCAGUUUCAGCGGUGGUGUCAUUCUUUUCAACAAAUGGCUACUCGACACACUUGGAUUCAAAUUUCCCAUCACCUUGACAGCAUGGCACAUGGUCUUCGCGACUUUCAUGACCCAAGUGCUUGCGAAAACCACAACGCUGCUUGAUGGGCGCAAGACCGUCAAGAUGACCGGCCGUGUCUACCUACGAGCGAUCCUUCCCAUCGGCUUUUUCUUCAGCUUGAGUUUGAUCUGUGGCAACAAAGCCUACUUGUAUCUGUCGGUGGCAUUCAUCCAGAUGCUCAAGGCUACCAUGCCCGUCGCAGUCUUGAUCGUAUCCUGGAUCUUGGGAGUAGCUCCUGUCAACUUUAAGACUCUCGGCAAUGUCUCGCUCAUCGUCGUUGGUGUCGUUAUUGCUUCAAUCGGCGAGAUCAAGUUCGACCUGACUGGCUUCCUCUACCAAGCUGGUGGCAUCGCCUUUGAGGCGACAAGAUUGGUCAUGGUGCAGCGCUUGCUCAGCUCUGCCGAAUUCAAGAUGGACCCACUCGUGUCACUAUACUACUUUGCGCCUGUGUGCGGUGUGAUGAACACUGUGGCGGCUCUCGUCGUUGAGGUGCCCUCGAUGAGCAUGAAGAACGUAUAUGAUGUGGGCAUCUUCAUGUUGGUCGCUAACGCCAUGGUGGCAUUCCUGCUGAACGUCUCCGUUGUGUUCCUGAUCGGCAAGACUUCCUCCCUCGUCCUCACACUCUGCGGUAUCCUCAAGGAUAUUCUCCUGGUGGCCUGCUCAAUGCUCAUCUGGGGCACGCAGGUGUCUCUCACGCAGUUCUUUGGCUACAGCAUCGCACUCAGUGGAUUGCUCUACUACAAGCUCGGUGCCGAGCAGCUCAAACAGCAUAUUAGCCAAGCUGGCCGAUCAUGGGGCGAGUUCGGAGCAACAAGACCAGUUGCCCGGAAGCUCCUGGUUUUUGGCCUGUUCAUUUUUACCGUCCUGCUAUUGCUUGGUGGACUAGGACCCACCUAUGCUCCCUCUCAGACCCAGAGUGUCAAGGACUAUCUCAGCUCUGCCGGUUUGCCUGGCAGAUAA
Cyphellophora europaea CBS 101466 is the source of this 1206-nucleotide messenger RNA. RefSeq lists its product as uncharacterized. The transcript has 5 exons. Gene Ontology annotation, molecular function: antiporter activity. Gene Ontology annotation, cellular component: Golgi apparatus; trans-Golgi network; endosome. Lineage: Eukaryota; Fungi; Ascomycota; Eurotiomycetes; Chaetothyriales; Cyphellophoraceae. The record is from RefSeq and is a predicted model, not a curated record. The coding region runs from base 1 to 1206 and encodes 401 amino acids.